CAAGCAGCUGUUUUUCAAGAAUUUGACUUGUGAUAGGAUUAUUCGAAAGCCACCUAGGUACAUGAAUCGCAAUUUGAUUUUUUGAUUUUAAUUCGAGGCCAAGUCUCAACUCUUGUGCACAUUUUGCUGCUAUCCAUACUGAGCAAACGGAAUUUUGUCCUCCAAAUCCAAAUUUGUUUGAAGUUUGGUCGCAACGAUGAAUAAAUCAAUUGCAUUGCUCGUGUUCAUGUUGGAUUUGGGGCUCACCUUGGGUUCAGGUUCACCGAAUGAAGAAAAUUUGGAAAACAACACAACUGAAUCAGACUCAGACAUGAGCUGCUUGCUUUUUGGCAACGAAGGUUGUAAUAUCACAUGCGCCAUAUCAGGUCAAUUAUUUCACUUCCAAUCUCGUGGUUCCUGCGACUCUGACCUAGUCUGUGGUUGUGAAAAUUACGCACGGGCCAAUUUUAAAGAUUUGUGGAAACAAAGGUUCAAAUCUGGAGAUGUUUUAAAUUACGUCCGACGUACUAAUAAACCUGUCUACGAUAAAAUGUUGGAAAUAUUCCGAGAUAAUGUGUUCAAAACUAACGAAGAAUUGAAAGACGCUCAUGACUCUGCCAUCAGCCCUUACCUGUUUUCAAUGCUUGAAACAAACGACCAACAUCUUACUGCACAAUAUGCAAAAAAUGGCAAGUUUGAUAAGGAAGCGGUUCAGAAGUACGUCAGUGAGAAACUGAAUGAAGAAUUGAAAUCAGAGUCUGCGGCUAAAACUUUGUUGGACGUCAAAUACAAAGAGAUAUUCAGAAAGGCGUUGGAAACAUAUAAAGCGUGUAAAGCUUCCAUGUAUAAUUACACGUUCAAGGUAGCUCAAGUAAAAAAUAAACAUUUGCAGAAUAUUUUGGAAGAGUUUUUUAAGGCGAAUAGUAUGGAAAAACCUGAGAUCAAAACUCCUAAGGAAACGGAAUCAGUCUAUAAAAUGAUCGGAAAUAUUACUGUAAGCGAAUUGAUUAAUCGAAUUGAAGGAGACUCCAAGGUCGAAAUUUCUCAAGAUGAAAAUCCAUCCAUGAGCUGUCUAAUUUUUGGAAACGAGGGUUGUGAUAUCGGAUGCAAUAUAACCGGGCAAUUGCUCAACUUCCAGUCAGAUGGUGUCUGCGACUCGACCAAUAUCUGUACCUGUCAUAACCACAAAGAUAGGAAAAUCAGUGAAAAGGUUGCGGAUGUGAAGCGUACUGAAAGUGGCGGAUUUGAUAAAAGUUCCCUCGAGAAAUAUGUCACUGAGACCCUUAAUGAAAAACUGGAAUCAACAUCAGCUAAAUCUUUGUUGGAUGUAAAAUACAAAGAGAAAUUUCGGAAAGCUUUGGAAAACUCCAAAGGUGAAAAAGGUAUCGUGGUUGGCUACACCUUUAAAGUUACAAAGCUCAAAAAUGAAAAUUUGCAGAAUAUUUUGAACGAGUUCUUGAAUGAGAAUAAGAUAGAGAAACCUGAUUUUAGAGUUGCUGUUGGUAGUGAAAAAGAUGAUCCUAUCAUGUUGGUCAAUGAUAUUAUUGUAAAUGUUUUAAUUAAUCGAAUUGAAGAGAAUUCCAAAGAGGAAAUUGAUAAAGAUGUAAAUCCAUCCAUUGGCUGUUUACUCUUCGGAAAAGAAGCCUGCGACAUGGCAUGUGUUUUAUACGCCAGAUUGGUGAACUUCCAGUCAUACGGUGUCUGCGACUCCAGCAAUAUCUGUAACUGCCACAACUACAAGCAUAGUAAAAUCAGUGAUACCCAACUUCCUCCUGUAAAGCGUACCGAAAAUGGUAAAUUUGAUGAAAUGGAUCUGAAAAAAUACGUCACCAAGAACGUGGAUGAUAAGCUGACAUCACAAUCUGGUGAAUCGUUGUUGAAUGUAGACUACAGAGAGAGGUUUAGCAAGGCUAUGGAAAGCUCCAAAAAUGAAAAAAAUUUCGUGCCUGAUUACGCCUUCAAAAUUAAACAUCUUAAGAAUAAAAUUUUGGAGAAUAGCUUUAAUGAGUUUUUAAAUAAGAAUAACAUGAAAAUACCUGAUUCCGGAGUUCCUGAUAUUCCUGAUGAGAUUUAUACAAUUCUAUGGGUUGACAAUGCUAUUAUAAAUACGUUAAUUGAUCGAAUUGAAGCAAAUCAAGAAGUAGAAAUAGAUAAAGAUGUGAAUCCAUCCAUUGGCUGUUUACUCUUUGGAAAAGAAGCCUGUGACAUGGCAUGUGUUUUAUACGCCAGAUUGAUGAACUUCCAGUCAAAUGGUUUGUGCGACUCCAGCAAUCUCUGUAACUGCCACAACUACAAGCAUCGUAAAACUAGCGAAAGCCAACGUCCUGCUGUAAGGCGUACCAAAGAUGGCAAAUUCAAUGAAACAGAUCUAAAAAAAUAUAUCACCGAGAAUGUGCAUGAAAAACUGAAAUCAAACUCUGGUAAAUUUUUGUUGGAUAUAAAAUACAAAGAGAAGUUUGAAAAGGCUCUGGAAAACUCCAAAAAUGAAAAAAAUUUCGUGCCUGAUUACGCCUUUAAAAUUCUACAUCUUAAGAAUACAUUUUUGGAGGAUAGCUUUAAUGAGUUUUUAGACAAAAAUAACAUGAAGAUACCCGAUUCCGGAGUUCCGGAUGUUCCUGAUGAGAUUUAUACAAUUCUGUGGGUCGAUAAUGCCAUUAUAAAUACGUUAAUUGAUCGAAAUGAUGAAAAGUUCGAGGAAGAAAAUUUACAAGGGAUACUAAGCACCAUCAAGAAUCAGUUACUGGAUAUUUUGGAAAUAGUUCAAUCAGUUCUACUCCCUUGGUAAAAUAGACAUUUUUUACUUUCGUACGUAGAUGCAAUAACAAAAUAAUUUUUUUUAUUGUACAUUGUAUGCAAACAUGAGUUUCAAUAAAAGAGCAGAAACCUGUUGUUUUUAUUCG
This is a messenger RNA of Planococcus citri (citrus mealybug), 2879 nucleotides long. RefSeq lists its product as uncharacterized. The transcript is spliced from 8 exons. Bases 197 to 2764 code for a protein of 855 amino acids. NCBI's taxonomy places the organism in Eukaryota, Metazoa, Arthropoda, Insecta, Hemiptera, Pseudococcidae. The record is from RefSeq and is a predicted model, not a curated record.